Talaromyces stipitatus ATCC 10500 is the source of this 4497-nucleotide messenger RNA. Its product is annotated as RNA helicase/RNAse III, putative. Gene Ontology annotation, biological process: siRNA processing. Lineage: Eukaryota; Fungi; Ascomycota; Eurotiomycetes; Eurotiales; Trichocomaceae. The transcript is spliced from 16 exons. The coding region runs from base 1 to 4485 and encodes 1494 amino acids. The record is from RefSeq and is a predicted model, not a curated record. Gene Ontology annotation, cellular component: cytoplasm; RISC complex; nucleus. Gene Ontology annotation, molecular function: RNA binding; ATP binding; DNA binding.
AUGGAGGCCCCUAUCCUGGAAGAGGAGCAUUUCUCGGCGAGUGAGAGCGAAAAUGAAGAGGCAGCACCCCCCACCGCACAAUCAACUCGUCAAGAGCAAAAGGCAUUUUUCAAAGACCUACUAUCUCAAGCUGCAAAGGACUUAGACAGUCAAGAACUGAAUCGCUCCAGCACGGCCGAAAAUGCAGGGUCCACUCGUUACCUGCUUACGACACAAGACUUCGCCGCUACGAUUGAGGAUCCGCGUGAUUACCAGAUUGAACUCUAUGAAAGAGCAAAACAUGAAAAUACUAUCGCGGUGCUAGCUACAGGAUCUGGCAAAACCCUAAUAGCCAUACUUCUCCUGAAACAUAUUAUUCAAAAUGAAUUAAUUGAUCGUGGACGAGGUCAAAGGCAUCGCAUAUCUUUCUUCUUGGUUGACAGCGUAACCCUCGUGUUUCAACAGACAGCGGUCCUUAAGAACAAUCUCGAUCAACCGGUGGCUUCGAUAUACGGGGACAUGGGUUUGGACCUUUGGAACAAAGAUGUCUGGACGGGCUACUUCACGACGAACAUGGUUAUUGUGUGUACGGCAGACAUCCUCACCCAAUGUCUUCUGCACUCAUAUAUCACUAUGGAAGACAUAAAUCUGCUGAUCUUCGAUGAGGCACAUCACGCCAAGAAAGAACAUGCCUAUGCUCGGAUCAUGAAGGAUGGCUACCUCAAAGCAAACCCAGCGAGUCGUCCUCGCAUAUUUGGUAUGACUGCAUCUCCGCUGGAUGCUAAACGUGAUCCGGUAAAAGCUGCUCAUGAGCUGGAGAGUCUCUUGCAUAGUAAGAUCGCUACAGCAUCGAAUCUGAAUAUUCUGCGGCAAGUUGUUGGCCGACCUGAAGAGGAGCAAUGGAAGUAUGCAGCGCUCAAAAAGCCCUUCAAGACUGCCCUUUAUCAGACCCUGGAGAAUCAAUAUGGGGACAUGGAAUGUCUUAAAUCCAUAUUUGCCUUCUCACUCCAAGCCAGUUCUUAUUUGGGUCCAUGGUGCGCAGACCGAGUGUGGGCAGACGCUCUAUCAGAGAAACUGCUGCCGAGGUUCCAUGGGAAAAUUACUUCCGCAUGCAAGCGACUGGGUGUCGAGACUUCAGCGCAGAAGGCUGAGAGCGAGAUAUCGAGACUCAAGCAGAUGUCUGAAAUGAUAGCAAACUAUGAGAGACCAAGUGGAUUGGACAUUCUGGAGCAACUAAGCGACAAAGUUCAGGUCCUUUAUCGGCAUCUGGCCAGAAGGUUCGAAGAAGCCCCAAACACGAAAUGCAUAGUCUUUACGAAGCAAAGAAAUACUGCGAAAUUGCUUGAAGCUGUUUUCAGGGAGCUGUCUGUUCCGAAUAUGCGCCCAGGGGUUCUAGUUGGAAUCCGGCCGGGAGAUAUAAGCGGGAUGAACUCCACUUACCACCAGCAAUUUAAAGCAACAAUCGAGUUUAGAAAAGGGGAACUUAAUUGCAUAUUCGCAACUUCGGUUGCAGAAGAGGGUCUUGAUAUCCCGGAUUGCAAUCUUGUUGUCAGAUUUGACCUCUACGACACUCUUAUUCAGUACAUCCAGAGCCGUGGCAGAGCGAGGAGUCUUAAUUCGAUAUAUGCGCACAUGGUAGAGAUUGACAACAUGGAGCAUGAAACCAGGCUUGAUGAAGUCCAUCAGGCAGAGGAGGUUAUGCGCCGCUUUUGCGAGGCCCUUCCAGAAGAUAGACUCCUUGGCGAUAAGUCUGACUCUUUGAAUGCCAUUUUGGAGAGAGAUAGCAGAAAAAGACAAUACAAGAUUGAAAGCACAGGAGCUACCUUGACCUACCAUUCAGCUAUGACGGUUCUUGCACGCUAUGCAAGCUCUCUGAUUAAUGAGGCCCAUUCCUCCUUGCAUCCCUGUUAUGUCACUACCCAAACUAAAGGCCUGUACGAGUGUGAGGUGAUAUUGCCUGAGGCUUCCCCAAUCAGAGGCCUCAUAGGCAAACCAGAGCCUCGAAAGUCGCUUGCCAAACAAUCAGCAGCAUUUGAAACGUGUAUUCUUCUGCGAAGGCAUGGCUUGCUGAAUGACCAUUUUGUGUCCACUUAUCAACGCAGACUUCCGGCAAUGCGCAAUGCAAAGCUGUCCAUCACUUCCAAAAAGACGAGCCAAUAUUCAAUGAUAGUCAAGCCUGCAUUCUGGAAAAAGGGCUGUGACCAUGUCCCAUGUGAACUCUAUCUCACGGUGAUCAUGUUUUCUCCGGCCGAACCACUACAAAAGGAAAGACGUAACCUGGUUUUGUUGACUCGCGAGCGACUACCACAAUUCCCCGAGUUCCCCAUUUACCUGGACGAUGACGUCGAAACAACAAUAAGGACUAUCUCAAUGUAUAAGGCGUUAUCUCUUUCGGCAAGUGAGCUUGAGCUUUUGACUACUUUCACUCUUCGCAUCUUCCAGGACUUGUACAAUAAGGUCUACGAAAUGAAUCAGGAGGCCAUGCCAUACUGGUUGGUUCCUACGGCAAGUGGUAUUGGAGAGUAUGGAGAGGAUGCUAAUCCCUCAGAGGUUAUUGAUUGGGACACGCUGCAGUUUGUUAUGGACAACGAACGACUUGAUCGAAACUCAGCUUCUCCCGAGGACUUUGUUGGCCGUUUUGUCUAUGAUACUUGGAACGGAAAAUAUCGCUACUUUCUCACAGGGGUCAAUACUUCUUUUCAUCCAUCAGAUCCACCACCAUCGUUUGUACCACAUCGUCGAUAUAUGGAAAAUAUCAUGGAAUACGGACUCAGCUUGUACAAGAACAGUCGAGUUCGUUUCCUGGCUGAAUGUGAUUGGAACCAACCCGUUUAUGAUGCCGAGCUGAUACCUCUCCGUCGCAACUUGCUGGAUAAAAUGUCAGACGCCGAAAAGGACGUGGAGAAGAGAGUGGUGGUGUGCCUCGAGACUCAAGUCAUUUCCGCUAUCCCUGCCAUGGUUGCUACGAGUUGCUUGGCGUUUCCAGCAGUCAUUACCAGAUUCGAUUCAUAUCUCGUUGCUCGUGAAUGUACCGACACUCUUGGUCUGAAAGUACAGUUGGAGUAUGCUCUAGAAGCUGUGACAAAGGACUCUGAUAAUACUGGAGAGCAUCGACUAGAGCAAAUCCACUUCCAAAGAGGGAUGGGAAAAAACUAUGAACGACUCGAAUUUCUUGGGGACUGCUUCCUCAAGAUGGCGACAUCAAUAUCUUUAUUCGUUGAGAGUCCGAACGAUCAGGAGUAUGACUUCCAUGUUAACCGCAUGACACUAAUUUGCAACAGAAAUUUGUUCAAUACUGCGAUACAGCGGAAGAUAUAUGAACAUAUUCGGAGUAAAGGUUUCUCUAGACGAAACUGGUAUCCUGACGGAAUGAAACUGCUUCGUGGAAAAGCGAACGAGGACCAAGGAUUAACACAUGCACUAGGCGAGAAAACGAUUGCAGAUGUUUGCGAGGCAUUAAUCGGAGCCUCUCUCCUGUCUGGCGGCCCCGUCAACCGCUUCGACAUGGCAGUCAAAGCUGUGACCGCUUUGGUUAACAGUGAUCACCACAAUGUCGAUAAUUGGGCGGAAUAUUCUUCUCGUUAUUCCUUGCCACCUUAUCAAAUCAAGGAAGCCGAUGGGUUUGAGAAGGAUCUUGCCAGGCAGGUUGAAAUGAAACUCGGGUAUUGUUUCCAGUAUCCGAAAUUGCUUCGGUCCGCAUUUACGCAUCCUUCGUAUCCUUCUGCAUGGUCUACAGUGCCAUGCUAUCAACGGCUUGAAUUUUUGGGCGACUCGCUUUUGGAUAUGGUCUGCGUUGAGGAUUUAUAUGAGCGUUUUCCGGAUCGUGAUCCCCAGUGGCUGACUGAGCACAAAAUGGCUAUGGUCUCCAACAAGUUCCUAGGUAGCUUGGCUGUCCGCCUUAGCUUGCAUACCCAUCUACAGUACUUCAGCAACCCGCUUCAGGCGCAGAUUGCUCGAGCCGUUCAAGAUUCACAGCUUGCUUAUGACAGUCAUCAAACCGUAGAUUUUUGGCUGCACACUGACGAUCCUCCCAAGUGUCUUUCGGAUAUGGUAGAAGCUUAUUUAGGUGCUAUUUUUGUCGACUCUGGGUUUGAUUUCGGGGUGAUUGAGAGCUUUUACGCCAAGCAUAUCAAACCUUACUUUGAAGACAUGGCCCUUUACGACACCUUUGCGAAUAAGCAUCCGACGACAUUCCUUCACCGGAAACUUACUGACGACUUCGGCUGUAUACAGUACACCUUAAGGGCAGCCGAGAUCCCGUCCGUGGAUGGUGCUCCGCCUGUAGUAUUGGCAGCCGUGCUAGUCCACGACGUUGUUCUGGCCCAGGGUACAGCGUCGUCGGGCAGAUAUGCCAAGAUAAAGGCCAGCGAGGUUGCGAUGAAAAAUCUGGAGGGUUUGAGUGUGAGUAGGUUCCGGGAGAAAUAUCAUUGCAAAUGUUCUCGUAAUGUAUCAUCUCAUGGAGCGGCCGCUCCUCCUCGACCGGAAGAUAUGGGAUGUGCGAUUUAAGUCGUUGACUUU